GAUACCGAUUGCAAAAUAAAAAGCUACAGGAAAAAUUUCGUCGAAAUAUCACUAUAAAAGUCUUAUUUUCUCCCUUGUAGCGUAAAUUUUCUUCAAGAAAAAUGAACAUUAGAAAUGCCACACCGGAUGACCUGAUGAAUAUGCAGCAUUGUAACCUGUUAUGCUUGCCAGAGAAUUACCAAAUGAAAUAUUAUUUCUACCACGGAUUAUCUUGGCCACAGCUUUCCUAUGUGGCAGAGGAUGAGAAUGGUAAAAUAGUUGGAUAUGUCUUAGCAAAAAUGGAAGAAGACCCCGAAGAUUCUGUACCACAUGGACACAUCACAUCUUUGGCCGUGAAACGAUCCCACCGACGUCUUGGCCUGGCUCAAAAACUAAUGGAUCAGGCUUCCCGGGCGAUGACAGAAUGUUUCAAUGCUAAAUAUGUCUCACUACACGUUAGGAAGAGUAACAGGGCUGCAUUGCAUUUAUACACAGGGACACUGAAAUUUCAGAUUAGUGAAAUAGAGCCUAAAUAUUAUGCCGAUGGUGAAGACGCGUUUGCCAUGAGGAGAGAUCUUUCUGAAUUUGCUGAAAAAGCAUCAAAAUGCAACCAAACGAUAGUUGCAACGCCAGAAGCAGUUACAGUGUCAUCAUAAUGAACACAAGGACUAUGCAUCAUAGCAUUUCACUUGAGGAAAGUUACUUCCUUAAAAUUGCUGCAUUAUCAUUUAAGGACUAACACACCUCAAAAGGUGUGAUCAUGAAACAAAUUUUGUAUCAAAGAGGGCUACAAUCCUUGUCUACCGAGUAACGUGUGAUGAAACUUUA
Molecule: messenger RNA, 807 nt
Organism: Lineus longissimus
Lineage: Eukaryota; Metazoa; Nemertea; Pilidiophora; Heteronemertea; Lineidae
Product: N-alpha-acetyltransferase 10-like
Exons: 6
Coding region: 102-635 (177 amino acids)
Biological process (GO): N-terminal protein amino acid acetylation
Cellular component (GO): NatA complex
Molecular function (GO): protein N-terminal-serine acetyltransferase activity; protein-N-terminal-glutamate acetyltransferase activity
Source: RefSeq, a predicted model, not a curated record